This is a messenger RNA of Thrips palmi, 2483 nucleotides long. RefSeq lists its product as uncharacterized. The coding region runs from base 322 to 1779 and encodes 485 amino acids. Gene Ontology annotation, molecular function: protein binding. The record is from RefSeq and is a predicted model, not a curated record. Lineage: Eukaryota; Metazoa; Arthropoda; Insecta; Thysanoptera; Thripidae. The transcript has 3 exons.
CUCUGGAGGUUCAAGGCAGUGGGGUGGGUGGCGUGCAGCUUCUUUCUGCGUUUGACUACCGGGAAUUUUAACGGGGCGAUUAUUGGAAUAUUCCAUCGCGCUUGGUUUCCGGCCGUCUCAAACAGCAUCGGUAGCCGAAUUCCCCGGUCGGCAGUUCUUCAGACACCUGAACCCUUGCACUGCUUCGUCCGGCGGGGCCCUCAGACUCGAUUCGCUUCCCGAAGAAGACGUCUGCGGCGGCCGUUUCCGUCCGAACGGCCAUGGAGUCCGAGGGGGAAACCGUCUGACGCCACGCAAGUCGCUGCCGUGGACAGCCCAGCCAUGGCGAUGGAAGAUGAGAUGCAGGGACUCAACGUGGAGACGUCGCUGCUGUCGCUGCCGGACGACGACCUGCUGAGCGUGCUGGAGUACCUGAGCACGCCAGACCUGCUGUCCUGCCGGGCGGUGUGUCAUCGCUUGCGGGACGUCGCUCUUCGGCCGGAGCUGUGGCGGCGACGCAGCUUUAACGUCGGGCGAUGGCGGCCUUGCUUUGUCUUCGGGCUACGCGACCUCCCCACGAGAAGCCUCGAAGCCGCCGUCCUGCGCGUGGCGCCGUGCGCCUCCAGCCUGUCCAUGUGGUUUACAGGCAACAGCCACGCGCUCGGCCCGCUGGCCGCCACGACCAGAUGCGCGGCGGCCGAGCUGAUCCUCGAGGUGGACGACGACCCCGCGCGGCUGGCAGCGGCCAAACUCGCGAUCCGCAACCAGGCGGCGCUGGGGAUGCUGAAGAGUCUGGAAGUGCGCUUCAAGGGCAACGACGGCUUUGACGACGGCCUCGCCCUCGCGGACCUGCUGGCGGAGUCCUUCUCUACCCAGGGCCUGGCCCGGCUAUUCGUGAAGGUAGACUGGGAGGUGAUGUGGCCCGUGGGGGCUGAGCCCGCGCCGCUGAUCCCGGCAUCCAUCAAGGAGGUGACCCUCGAGGACGUGGACCCCCGCUUCGUGCACUGCGUGCUGCGCUCGCACGCCGCCUCGCUGCAGGCCGUGACGCUGUGGGUGGACUGCCGGGGCGUGGCGCCGCUGCUGGCCGCCAUCCCCGGGCUGCGGCACUUGGUGUGCCCCGUGAUGGAGGACCUGCACCUGGUGGCGAAGUGCGCGUCGCUGCGCUCCCUCCAGCUGUCCGUGACGCACUGCCCCGAUGAGGCUACGUUCCAGGCCACGGCGGCCUUCCUGCGCGCCGCCACGCAACUCGAGGAGCUGGAGCUCGAUCUCGUCUGGCAUCAUUACUCCCUCCCCUCGGAGCAGGGGCUGCUGACGGCGCUGGCGUCCUCGGGCCGCGCCGCCCUGCGGAAGCUGGGCCUCGCAAACUUUAUUGAAGUCAACGUCCGCCUGGAGACGGAGCUGGCCUCGGCUCUGCCCGGACUGCCCGCCCUGGAGUGGCUCGUCCUGCCCCGCCCUGUGUCCCGGCGAGUCCUGGCCGCCAUCAACCCCGGCAGUUUGCCUCGUCUUCGCGGCCUCUGCAUCCCCGACUGGAGGUCCGAGGUCGGGUGCGCGCACGCCGUCAUGCACGAGCCGGACGUGAGUCGCGUCCUGGCCAGCUACAGCCGCUUCUUCCUGGUCGUCAACGCCCAUUUGUGCUGGGAGGAGCGGCAGUGCGAGUACUGCGCCAAGGGCUGCCACGGCGUGCCCUGGCCAUCGGGCGAGUUAGAGGUGGGCUUCUACACGCACGAAGCGCCCGGCAAGGAGGCAGUGGAUGGAUUGAGAUGGGGGGGGACUUCAUGUAAGCUGUGGAUCAAAGCGUGAUGCGAUGGCACUGUUCUCGCACUGAGCACAUGAAUUAGUUAAUACAGGUGUGGGGAGUUCAAUAGCCUUGAUGUUGGUCACAUGAGCUAUUGCAUGGCUGCCGUGUGCGCUGUGACUGACACCUUCUGGCAAGCUAAUUGUUCCACCGUUAGAUGUUUGAGGAGGAAAGGCUCAAAUCCUUAAAGCCCGGUAUGUGAGAAACUUUUCUUCUUUACGUCCUGUUCGUUGUUCAUGUGAACCACUUUUCAAAGCUGUAUUUUAGCGCCAACCUUUAGGCACUAUCUCAAUUUCGGCCACCUGGAGGGUGGUUACGUUGCCUGUGGAAAAUGGGAAGUGGAAUUGUUGUUUUUCUUAUCCCUCCGGCUCGGUCGGUACAGUACGGUACAAAUUAUAAAUGGAAUGGUUGUUCGUUUAAGUAAAUCUGCUAUAUAAAUUAAGUGACCAGGAGCGGUGUGUAUCUAAACAUUUUUUUACUUGUGUUCCCAUUAAAUGACAAAUACUCUUCGAAAUCAUGUCACUGCGUUCCAUAUGGAGGGACAUAUUACUUUUGUAGAAAAAUCGGGUAACCAAUCGAUUUUUUUCAGGAAACGUUCGUUCCCUGAUUUGCAGCAACGGCACGGCCGUGUAACUGGAAAAUGUAGAAAAACUUGUAUUUUUCUGUGUCAACAUAGCGCAGUAAAGAAUUUUAUAAGUAGUUCAAUUUA